Prorocentrum cordatum is the source of this 1114-nucleotide messenger RNA. NCBI's taxonomy places the organism in Eukaryota, Dinophyceae, Prorocentrales, Prorocentraceae. The record is from the annotation of a GenBank genome assembly.
GCCAUCGCGAUACUGGGAUGGAACUCGUUCUCGCUCAAGGGAGUUCCAGGGCGUCUCGACCACAUCUCCGACACAUGCCGUGCCAUUCAGAUUAUGCUGUACGUAGGCGCCAAGAUGCGACAACGCACCACCGACGCCUCGCACCAUCUCGAGGACAGCCUCCACCAUACUUGGGUCCACAUCGGCUGGGGCCGUGGGGCCCACGCAAACAGCUCGGCAGGCUGCAGCAUCGCAGUAUCCAAGCGCCACUUCCGCAAGAUAGACAUCGUCAAAGUACUGCACCCCCUACGACCCGACCUACGGGGCCGCGCAGGCGCCGUUGAGCUGCAUCGAGGCCAGCUCCGUCUUCGACUCAUUGUUGCGUAUUUCCCACCACGGCCGAACGGAGCAGGCCAUCACCAACGCUGGAAGGCAGGGUGCCGACGACUAUGGAGCUGGGUACUGCAGACACUUACCGCCGCCCCCGCUCGCGUCACGCCUAUCCUGUUCACGGACCUCAGACAAGGUCUAGGACGGCGAUCACGACAUCUCUACACCGACAACGCGAUCGGCAGUUACCACGCCAGUGACGAGACCGAGUUCGGACGCUUCAUUCACGACCAGCUCUUGACUCGCCAGCUGACGGCCAUCAGCGCGCACAUCGACGUCGGCAACACCUACUACGGGCCUAACAAAGCAAGAUCACGCAUCGACUACUUCAUCGGCUACGACAACCCUAUGGAGAUCGUGAAAUAUGUGAAGCUGAAUUGUAAGAUCCACACCAAGCUACGUAGCCUACUACACGUUGCCGACCACGUCCCCAUGAUUAUGCAGAUCAAGAUGCCUAUCAGCGGCGUCAAUAUCACGAACAACAACAUUCGCUGGGACUUCGGCCUCCUCGCUGCCGGGCUCCAGACGGGCGCCCACCGUGUUUCAUUUCUCAAUGACGUCUAUGCCGAGAUCGGCAAACACAAGGAGGAGGACAACCACAAUGGUACCAACAAGCUCGACUUGAACGACUCCGUCUGCUUAAAGAACGCGCUGACUGUCGAGCCCGGCGACUACCCUUUAAUCACGCAGCCCUGCGCGAGAUCCAACGACGCCUACGAGCACACCAACGAUGGAUGGAUCACUG